Messenger RNA from Plasmopara halstedii, 2133 nucleotides. RefSeq names its product Phosphatidylinositol transfer protein SEC14 and related proteins. Bases 1 to 2133 code for a protein of 710 amino acids. Lineage: Eukaryota; Oomycota; Peronosporomycetes; Peronosporales; Peronosporaceae. The record is from RefSeq and is a predicted model, not a curated record. The transcript has 3 exons.
AUGGACGCCCACAUUCUGCGGUACGGCCAAAAGGUGAGGCUAGCGACUUAUUCUGCUUACAUAGAAGACAAUACGGUCGCUGUAUUGGAUUCAGGUAUUGGCUUUUACGAAAAAAAUGGACGUCACGGUAUCUUGAGUUGCGUGCCACCGCUUGGCCCCAAACUUCAGCAGCUUUUCACAGAGGAUGAGUUUCUUGUGUUACAUCCGAGUGAUCAACGAUCUCACGGGGAAAAUGUUCUUUACGGAGAGCCAUUGGUUCUUGUGAAUCAACACGGCAUGGUUUGGAACAAUAAGACGGGUGGCAUUACGGGCUAUGUGGGGCCGAGACCGCGCGGUGUACCUGGCGAAAUUUUUGUCUGUUUUACGAAGGUACCAGAGGGUGUCGGAGUGAUUAAAAGUAGCAAAAAGGACAAAGUAAACAAGGUAGAAAGAUCAACAAUCAGAGCGUCCUUUUCGGCAUCGUCAACAUCGGACAAAUUGUCAAUGUCGGAGUAUCCCGAGACAGAGUCGAGCCCAGUGUACUUUGGUGAUACAAACGUAGCUAUUACGGUAGUCGAGUCGAAUCGCCACUCACAAAUGUUCAACAAAAGGCUUAGCAAUUUUAAGAAGCCUACUAGUCGAAUUGUCGGGGGUUACAUUUGCUGCGAUGGCAGAGGCACAGAACUGAGGUUCUCCAUUUGGCCAACAAAACCCAAAAUUGAGCAAAUUUCUAUGCUCAAUAAGCUUAUUACGUCUUAUCAAUACGGACAGAAGAUUGCUUUGCCUUCUGCAUUGCUGAUGAGCAUGGCAAAAAGGACGGAUGACGCAAAUGUCGGUAUCAAAAAAAUGGCAGACAUUUUAUUUCGUUUGUCGAAUGGAGCGGAAGCAAUGCUUUCUGGUGCGGUUUUGCACUCAAAAGUACAGCAGCAUGCCAAGCCUCUUAGAUCAAAUCAAGAUGAACAUGAGUCAGUUUUUGAAUUGCCACUACGGAAUGGACCUGGCAUGCUCGUCGUCCAACUUACGGGAACUGCGCCGCUAACAGUGACCGAAAGUUUUACUGCAACAAAUGAAAGUCAUCGCUUGGUCCCGAAGGUCAAGAGCAGUACGGUGCUAUUCUACCGUGUGUCCGACGUUCUGCGGAGGGUGCCCGUUUCUAUCUUUGCAAUCUCUUACGCAGUGCUAACUCACUAUCUAUGGGGUGCUCUUAGCACAAUGGAAGACGGUUUCUGUCGUGAGCUCGUUGUGUUUGUGUUGGUGAUUCUUCCUGCUUUAUAUGCCGCAGUGAAGAUGGAUCACCCUUUCUCGGCGCUCUUUCAGCCACCAGUCCAUGAACCAGAAGUUGUUAAUGACAAUGACUAUUCAAGCCCUACUACCAACGGGACAUUAAAGCUUAUUGUGACUGAGUACCGCUUCGUUUCAGGUCCAUUGAAAGGAAGCUGCACCAAUGGAAGAAUUAGCCGGUUGAGUCUUUCGAAUGUAACAACAUCAACGAACGAACACUCCAUUACUGCCUUAGAAGCCACGGGUUCAGUCCCGAUGCGGUUUAUACUUGCUGAAAAGGGAGACGAAGCAAAAGCGUUGGAGCGAUACAACGAGACCACGGAGUGGCGACGCGCUCAAGGUGUGGACUUAUUGCUUGAGAAGCCUAGUCCUCAUUUCAACAUCAUCAAAGAGAAUUAUCCUCACUACUACCACAAACGCGGCAAGAAAGGUGAGCCUGUGUACUAUGAAAAGCCAGGAAUGAUCAACUUAAACGCUUUGAAGAAUGCUGGUCUCACACUAGACGAUCUCAUGCAUAACUACCUCGUGAUCACGGAGUUUUUGUGGCAAGUAAUUGAGCAGGAUGAUAACUGUAAGGGAAUUUCAGUUUUGGAUGUAGAAGGAAUCGGCAUUACCCAGAACGUUAAAGGGAUGGUAGACGACGUGACUCGUGAGAAGGUGAUUAUUGUGCGCGGAAAGAAGAAAAUUCUCGAGGCUCUGUCCGAACGCAUUCCGGUGGAGAAUAUUCCUGUUGAAUAUGGUGGAACGAGCAAUGGCACGUCUGAAGAGGAGGAUCUGCUGUUUAAACUUAUGGCGCACGUGAAUAGUGUGGAAGGAACUUCCGAUACUAACCCCAUCGAAGACAUUCUGAAACGAAAGCCGAUUAAGCAUUGA